CAACUUUAAUCACAGUGUUCUCAUGUGAAUGCUCCACAGCGAAACCCCCACAUCUUCCCUUACCUGUCUAGCUAUAAAGUUGUCUCCUCUAUGCCCAUUUAAGCUUCUUCUUCUUCUUCUUCUCCUCCUCCUCGAAGUCCAGGUACAAAAAAUGGGAAAAUCUGGUGCUGUUGUUUGUUUAACAAUCUUGGCCAUGGAUGUCAUUGCUGGUGUACUAAGCUUUCAAGCUGAAAUCAACAAAAACAAGGUGCUGAAUCGGCUACACAGAGUUGAGUGUGACGAGGAAAGAGGAAUAUCAGAGACAUUUAAGCUUGGUCUAGCUGCAACUUUAUUACUGGCAACAGCUCACAUUAUGGCUAAUUUGCUUGCAGGGUGCAUGUGCUUUUGUAAUUCCAUGGAAAAGUUGGAGACCUCUUCUUCUAACCUCCAAAUAUGCUUUGCAUGUCUCAUUUCAUCAUGGAUCACAGCAGCUGUUGGAUUCCCGGCGCUGAUAAUUGGAAUGUUAGAGAACUCAAAAUCACAAGGACUAUGCAGGAAUAUUUUGCACCAUCAUUUUCUGUUAAUUGGAGGUAUAUUAUGCUUCGUGCACAGCCUCUUCUGCAUUGCUUUUUACGUUGUUCUUACUAUCAGUUUUGGAAAUCAAACCACUAGUGGAAAUAAUCAUCAUCAACUUUAUCCUUGACAAAUGACAACAUUUCACGAUUGCUUUAACUCUUUUGUUUUCUUUUUGAUGU
This is a messenger RNA of Ziziphus jujuba (common jujube), 734 nucleotides long. RefSeq names its product protein VASCULATURE COMPLEXITY AND CONNECTIVITY-like. The coding region runs from base 29 to 682 and encodes 217 amino acids. The transcript is spliced from 3 exons. The record is from RefSeq and is a predicted model, not a curated record. Lineage: Eukaryota; Viridiplantae; Streptophyta; Magnoliopsida; Rosales; Rhamnaceae.